AUGCUCAACGCCCGGACAGUGCCAGAUAAGUACCCUAUCCGACACAUACAUGACUUUGCCCACAAUUUAUCUGGUUGCAAAAUUUUUUCAACCAUAGAUCUGGUGAAGGCGUAUAACCAGAUACCAAUCUUUGAGGCAGACAUUCCCAAAUCUGCCAUUACGACACCUUUUGGACUCUUCGAGUUCCCAUAUAUGACGUUCGGAUUGCGCGGAGCUAGUCAGACGUUCCAGAGGUUCGUUGAUGAGAUGACCCGUGGUCUAGAUUUUUGUUACCCAUACCUUGACGAUUUUCUUAUAUUUUCACGCGAUGAGUUAGAUCAUGAAAAGCACCUUCGUCAAGUAUUUACAAGGAUGAAGGAUUAUGGCAUGCUCAUCAACACCGCUAAAUGCGUUUUCGGUGCAUCAGAGGUAACAUUUCUAGGCUACAACAUCUCACAACAUGGAACGAAACCUCUGGAAGGUAAAGUUCAGGCUAUAAAGGAGUACCCUGUUCCUAAGACAGCCAAACAGCUUAGGAGGUUCUUGGGCAUGAUAAACUUUUAUAGGAGGUUUAUUCCCCAAGCUGCCAAAAUCCAAGCACCCUUGAACGCCUUAUUGACUGGCGCUGUUAAAGCAUCGCAUCCGGUCAAUUUAAAUGGAGACUCGUUGAAAGCCUUCGAAGAGUGCAAGGAAAGUUUAUGCAAUGCAACAUUGUUGGCACAUCCGGACUCAAAGGCAAAGCUAGGUCUUGUAACUGACGCUUCUGAUCUUGCAAUAGGUGGAGUCUUGCAACAGCAAAUUGGUGGUGAUUGGCAGCCCCUAGCCUUUUUCUCUCGUAAAUUGAGCCCGUCGCAAAGGAAAUACUCACCAUACGAUAGGGAGCUCCUUGCUGUUUACGAGAGCAUUAAGUACUUUAGACAUUGGCUAGAGGCAACACCAUUCACCAUCUAUACCGACCAUAAGCCGCUGUGCUUUGCAUUUCGCGAACGAAAGGCAAAUUUCAUUCCACGGCAAUUUAGGCAUCUAGACUACAUAUCACAGUUCUCAACCGACAUACAACACAUCGCCGGGAAAGAUAAUGUUGUUGCUGACACGCUUUCCCGGGUUGAGCAGGUCGAUGAACUGCUAAGCCCUGUAGAUCUAGAUGUCAUUGCCAAGGCUCAAGACUCCGAUCCUGAAUUUGCAGAUUUGUUAAGGCAGGACACUUCCUUACAAGUUCAAAUAAUAAAGAUACCUGGUAGUCGCAAUGAACUGUACUGCGACGUCAGCACAACGACUCCCAGGCCUUUAGUCCCUAAAGCCUUACGCAAGCGAAUUUUUGAUAGCUUGCACUCGCUAAGCCAUCCCGGCGCUAACGCUAGCGCAAAACUUGUGGCAGAACGCUUUGUCUGGCCACUGAUGAGGAAAGACUGUCGCGAAUGA
Parnassius mnemosyne (clouded apollo) is the source of this 1401-nucleotide messenger RNA. The record is from the annotation of a GenBank genome assembly. Lineage: Eukaryota; Metazoa; Arthropoda; Insecta; Lepidoptera; Papilionidae.